Messenger RNA from Panicum virgatum (switchgrass), 1505 nucleotides. RefSeq names its product signal peptide peptidase-like 1. NCBI's taxonomy places the organism in Eukaryota, Viridiplantae, Streptophyta, Magnoliopsida, Poales, Poaceae. Gene Ontology annotation, biological process: membrane protein proteolysis. Gene Ontology annotation, cellular component: Golgi-associated vesicle membrane; cytoplasmic side of endoplasmic reticulum membrane; lumenal side of endoplasmic reticulum membrane. The transcript has 4 exons. Gene Ontology annotation, molecular function: aspartic endopeptidase activity, intramembrane cleaving. The record is from RefSeq and is a predicted model, not a curated record. Bases 176 to 1291 code for a protein of 371 amino acids.
AUCGGGCCAGCCGCUCAGGCGCCUGAAGCAAGUUCAUCUCCUCCCUUGCUCUUCCUUUCCCUUGUCUCGGUCUCGGACUCCUCGACUCCUCCCUUUGCUCUUCCUUCCCUGGGCGGCGGCGCCACCUGUCCUGUCUUCGCCCAGCCCUUUGCCGGCGACGAGCGCAUCCUCCAGGAUGGAAUCCUUGUGGAAGCUGACCUACUUGCUUGAGCCUGCAUCACUUGCUCUCAUCGCCACAGCCAUUUCGGUGGCCUAUGCAUCAGCAUCGCGUGCUCUGGACUAUGGCAAGGAGAUGGAGAGGAACUUGGAUUUUUCAGAGGCUUCCAUUACAUUGGAUCGGUCGCAGGCUCUAAUGAUCCCCCUUGCAAGCUCAUGCAGUCUGUUGCUGAUGUUCUACUUGUUCUCAUCUGUCUCACAUCUCGUGACUGCUUUUACCACUGUGGCCUCAGCAAUGGCACUCUUCUUUUGCCUGUCUCCGUACAUUACCUACCUCAAGACGCAGUUCAAUCUAAUGGAUCCAUUCAUGUCCAGGUGUUGUUCAAAGUCGUUUACCCGGUUGCAAGGUUUGCUGAUGCUCUUCUGCAUAACCACAGUGUUAGCCUGGCUGGUUUCAGGGCAUUGGUUGCUAAAUAACCUUCUGGGGAUUUCCAUAUGUAUAGCAUUUGUCAGCCAUGUGAGGCUUCCCAACAUAAAGAUUUGUGCAUUGCUUCUGGUAUGCUUGUUUGUGUACGAUAUUUUCUGGGUCUUCUUCUCAGAGAGGUUCUUUGGAGCAAAUGUUAUGGUCUCUGUUGCCACUCAGAAGGCAUCUAAUCCUGUUCGUACAGUAGCAAACAAGCUUAGUCUGCCUGGGUUGCAGUUAAUUACAAAGAAACUGGAGCUUCCAGUCAAGCUUGUUUUUCCAAGAAAUUUGUUGGGUGGGAUUGUUCCAGGAACCAGUCCUGGUGAUUACAUGAUGCUUGGCCUUGGAGACAUGGCUAUUCCAGGGAUGCUUCUAGCCCUUGUACUCUUCUUUGACAACCGGAAGCACAAAGAUGCGAAUAUUCCAUCAGACGUGUCUCCCUCAAAGCGGCGAAACUAUGUGUGGCAUGCCCUAACAGGGUAUGGUGUAGGGUUGGUAGCUGCAUUAGCUGCUGGGAUAUUGUCUCAAUCUCCCCAGCCUGCCUUACUCUACCUGGUGCCAUCGACACUGGGGCCUGUCAUGUACUUGUCAUGGUUAAGGAACGAGCUGUGGGAGCUGUGGGAAGGAUCUGGGCCGAUUCUAAACGAGAAAGCUCGUUUGUUGGAGGUCUAAGAUCCAAGAGGACCAUAAAUCAUCGGCGCCCACCAUGAUGUAAUCUAAUUUGACAUCACUUCAGCUCCUCAUACAGAGGAGAGUAUUUAUAAGCUAGAAUUGUCUAGUAAUGUAAGUUUGUACGCUACUGUUUUCCUUGCAAGAGGAAGCAUAUAUGUAUCACCUAACUGCUUGUAAUAGAAAAGUUCAAUGCAUUUCAGCUUAUACCCUUGUA